AUGGCGCCGACAGACCACGAGAGCCGUUCGAAUCUGCGUCGACUCCGGAGCCGGCCGGUAUGCAUCAUCUGCGGCCGGCCCGCCGAGGCACAGCAGCUCGCGCACGCGCUCGGCAUCGACGACGAGAAGCACCGGCUCAGCGGCCACGACGUGUCCAUGGUCAGAGACGGCCACACGUUCCACCUGGGCGAGUUCGAGCUGCCCUCGGGCGACGUCCUCAAGUACUACAUCACCAGCUCGCUGCGCCAGGGAAUCCAGUCCUUCGCCGUCAGCGCCGCCCUGCUCCUCAACACCCUCUCCCCUCGGUUCGUGCUGCACGCGGUAGUCUGCGCCGGCUUCCAUGACGCCACGGGGAAGCUGAAGCUGGCCCUGCGCCAGGUCGUCUUUGGCGAAGCCGCCAUCAACUACGAGGAGGGCAAGUGGGAGGCGCAAGAGCCCGGCGGCAAGCCCGUCUUCCUGCCGGACUACAAGCCCGUCGCCGUCGAGGCCGGCGACAUGCAGGGCUUCACCAAGUCGCACCAACAUCAGGGCAUUUGCUACGGCGAGUACAUCUCAGGCUCUGCUGUCCGCGGCGACGCCGCCCAGGUAUUUGAGAAGAUUCGAUCGUCGGUCGGCCGAAACGCCAUCGCGCUUGACAUGGAAGCGAGCGCCUUCCUCCAGCUCUGUAAAUACUUCGAGCCCAAGGGCCCCAUCUGUCUGGGUGUGGUCAAGGGCAUCUCCGAUUUUGGAGACUCCAAAAAGGGCCAAGACGCGUCUGCGUAUUCCGAUGCCCUCGACAACACGGCCGUCGCCAUCAAGGCCUGGCUCACCCAUCGCAUCCCCAACACCAGAUGGGAAGUUGAUGAGAGCGACGAGCCCGGAGCCAAGUUGGUUCCCGGGUACUACGAGAACUUUGUCCGCCGCGUAAUAGAUAACUACUUGGAGGGGCUGCCCAUUGCAUACAGGCACAGGCCCGAGGUCGCGAUACCCGCCAGCGAGAUCAAGGGCUUCAUUUCGGUUCUUCCCAAGGACCAGGACCCCCAGUUUGUCAAGGAGAUUGGCCAGAUCCAGAGGACAAUUCUGGAUCACGGCGUGGAGGAGAUCAACAUCGGAACGAAUGCUGCCCAGCGAUAUGUGCACUACAAAGCAGGGUACUUCAUCGACUGGUGCCGCACCGUAAACAGCCUGGUGGACGAGGAAGACGCCGAGUAUCAAGUCGGCGUCUUUGGACGAACCUUGGAGAAGCAGGCUUACUAUAAGCAGGCUGAAGCCAAGGGCCCGCUCGCACGAGUCCUCCCGUGGGAAGAGGCGAUGAAGUUGCUGACCGACCUGAGCGACGACUCGCAGACUGUUCCCGGACCAGAGGUCGAGUCGCUUAGAGUGAAGCCCGAGGAGGAGACGCCUCGCGCGGACACGCAAAGGCUCGUCCCGGCGGCAAGGACGCAAAGAAAGUCGUCGGUAUCAAACCUUUUUGCGUUUGCAAGAUUCCGUCGACACCACAAGGGCGACGGCAACGAACGGCCAGCGAGUGCGGCUGCUCUGCCUGUAGUUGGCUGCAAGUGA
This is a messenger RNA of Metarhizium album ARSEF 1941, 1542 nucleotides long. RefSeq names its product Phosphorylase superfamily protein. Gene Ontology annotation, cellular component: cytosol. Gene Ontology annotation, molecular function: methylthioadenosine nucleosidase activity; adenosylhomocysteine nucleosidase activity. Lineage: Eukaryota; Fungi; Ascomycota; Sordariomycetes; Hypocreales; Clavicipitaceae. The transcript is spliced from 5 exons. The coding region runs from base 1 to 1542 and encodes 513 amino acids. Gene Ontology annotation, biological process: nucleoside metabolic process. The record is from RefSeq and is a predicted model, not a curated record.